Impatiens glandulifera is the source of this 2219-nucleotide messenger RNA. RefSeq names its product jmjC domain-containing protein C. Lineage: Eukaryota; Viridiplantae; Streptophyta; Magnoliopsida; Ericales; Balsaminaceae. The record is from RefSeq and is a predicted model, not a curated record. The transcript has 15 exons. Gene Ontology annotation, molecular function: 2-oxoglutarate-dependent dioxygenase activity. Bases 124 to 1854 code for a protein of 576 amino acids.
UGCAAAUGGCAGGAGCACACCUCCAAAGUAUUGAGUAGAGAACGUGCUACCUGAAUACGUUAUAGCAUCUACUUCGUCCGUCGAUCAUCGCCGAAGCCUUUCCUAGGGCUAGGGUUUUCUAUUAUGGAAGGCACAUCACUUCCAAUACGUAGGUUUGAAGAAAUUCCGACCGCCGAAGAAUUUGCAUUAGAGAUUGAAUCCAAAAAUGUUCCCGCCGUUUUCACCGGUUGUAUCAGUAACUGGAAAGCUUUCUCAGCAUGGAACCCCUCUAAUGGAGGUCUUGACUAUUUGCAGGAACAAGCAGGGUCAUCAGUCGUGGAGGCUAUGCUAUCCAGAUCGGCACCCAUAUUUUAUGGCAAUAUUAGAGGGCAUGAGAGAGUUCCUUUGCCAUUUUCCACAUUUAUUGGUUUCUGUAAGAAACAUUUUAGGAACUCCAUCAAGGACCAGGGCUUUCGUUCUGCAAUAGAACAUCACAAGCAAGAUGAAUCUCUACUAGAGAUGGAGAGUUCACUUUCUAAUGUUGAUCCUCAACAAGUUUAUUUGGCACAGGUUCCUAUCAUGAAUUCUGAAAAGGAUGAAAGGUCUUAUUUGGAAAUGCUCAAAGAAGAUAUUCAAAUGCCUGCAUUUGUUGACGGUAAAGAAAUGGCUGCUAUUAAUUUGUGGAUGAACAAUAGUAAAAGUAGAUCAAGUACACACUAUGAUCCACACCAGAAUCUACUAUGUGUAGUUACUGGCUGCAAACAAGUUACCUUAUGGCCUCCUUCAGCAAGUCCCUUUCUAUAUCCUAUGCCUUUAUACAGUGAGGCCUCAAACCAUAGUUGUGUUGCUUUAGGAACUCCUGAUCUUUCUACUCAACCAAGAGCUAAACUGUUGAUGGAGUAUUCUCAAAGAUGCAUUCUUCAUGCAGGGGAUGUUCUCUUCAUUCCUGAAGGCUGGUUUCAUCAGGUGGAUAGUGAUGAUUUGACAAUUGCUGUCAACUUCUGGUGGAGGUCCAAUACCAUGUCUGCACUUCCUGAACACAUGGAUUCAUAUUAUCUGCGCAUAAUAUUGAGAAGACUGAUUGACAAAGAGAUGAACCAAGUGUUUUGUAAGACUACUGCUGGCCUUGCAGAACCAGAAAAGCACACAUUUACAAUGGAUAAUCAUGGGACAGCAGGUGGCUCUAUUAAUCUUUUCAUUUAUCUCAUGUCUAUUCAUCCUCAUCUAUGUUUUUCACCUUUAAGUGCACAAAGGAAAGAACUGAUAAGUAAAUGCGGUGCCAUUCCAGAGCACAAAGACAAUAAUACUGGUGUAAAUGGUGAAGAUGGUUUGAAUGGGCUGAAGCAGAAAAUACUAAUGAAUGAACUAGAGCCUCCUACUCUUCAUGCUCUUCAUGAACUAGUAUCUUUGGUUCAUGACUGUGUCAAUGUUGACAAAACUCCACAAGAGAGUUGCUCCUUGACUAUCAGCUCAACAGAUGAAAAAUAUAAAAAAAACGGGAAGGCAAAUAUGUUUAAUCUUGAAGAUGAUCGUGUUGCUUAUUUCAUCUGGACCUUCCAUACCCUUGUACUUAGAAAUGUCUUGUUAGCUAUGGCGCACAACUUCCCUAGAACCCUAGAGGCAUUGAUAUUGCACUUACUUUCACCAGUGGGGGCUGAAGCCUUAACGCGGAAAUUUGAUGAGAUGGAUCGACUGACUUCUGAACAGGAUCGGAAUAUAUUUUAUGAAAUAUUUUAUGGUGCAUUUGAUGAUCAGUUUGGUGCUAUGAAUGCAAUUUUGAACGGAAAAGAAUCCUUUGCACUUCAGGCAUUCCGGAAUGUGCUUGAUCAAUACAUGGGCGUUAAUUUUAAUUCAUCAAAUCCAUCGAUUGGAUGAUUAUCUGCUGGCAUAUUGGGGAAGGCAUUAAAAAAUAUUGGUCCAUACACUCAGUCUAAUCUUUUAAGAGCGGAAACCAACUCCUGUUUACUGCACAAUUUAAGGGCUAUACUCCUAUUAUGGGUGAUCCUUUUUGAUUACCAUAAUCAUCUCUGUACUAGCUUUUAGAUACUUGUUGUAAGACUAAUCUCCAAAAACCUUUCAUGGAUUAAAAUGUAAUACAUGCUUUGGAUGAAAUUUAACUAAUAUAAUAGAUUCUUGAUCUGGCUUUCUCUACUGUCCCUUUUAUGAAUGUACCUGAAUAUUUGGUCUCUGAUGGUAUUGUUUGUUUAUUUGUGACAAUAUAUAUUUCAAUUGAUUUCACA